This is a messenger RNA of Arvicola amphibius (Eurasian water vole), 2552 nucleotides long. RefSeq names its product zinc finger protein 709-like. Lineage: Eukaryota; Metazoa; Chordata; Mammalia; Rodentia; Cricetidae. The transcript is spliced from 5 exons. The record is from RefSeq and is a predicted model, not a curated record. Gene Ontology annotation, molecular function: DNA-binding transcription repressor activity, RNA polymerase II-specific. Bases 457 to 1725 code for a protein of 422 amino acids. Gene Ontology annotation, biological process: negative regulation of transcription by RNA polymerase II.
UGCGGGUUCUGCUCGUUUUCUUAAGCAGUCAUCGCAUAGUCCCCUGUGCUCACAACGGUGAGCGCCACUGCGGGGAGCUUAUGAGGAGAGCGCGGACGAGCUCAGCAGCCGCGCCAUGGACUGCCAGGAAAUUUCAGGAAGUACUAACUGAGUCGAGAAGACCCUGUUGUAUAGUGGGUGGCACUUUGAGUGUGGCCUUAAUACAGAGAAGUCCAAAGAAGAAGCAGUGUUGCUCUCCUGCCUGCCUUCACUUCUUGCUAGUGAGUGCAUCUGUCCCAUUGCCGCUGCUGCUACUGCUUCCGCCGCUGCCACCAUCCUUCACUGACAUUGGAACCCAGCUUUUUGUACUUUCCUGUGUGGGCUGAAGACCAGAAGCUGUCCAGGUGUGCUCUGGGCCUUAGGUGCCAGAUUGAAGCUCUUGAGGCUUCUAGUCUUUGUGGAUGGAGCCUCUCUGUCAUGGAGACUGCCAUUAUUGGACUCUCCAGGCCAGAUCAGGACCUGGUGAGCUUUGAGGAUCUGGCUGUGAACUUCACCCAGGAAGAGUGGGAUUUGCUGGAUCCUUCCCAGAAGAGUCUCUAUGGAGAUGUGAUGCUGGAGACCUGCAGGAACUUUACUGCCAUCGGAUACGAAUGGGAAGACCAGAAAAUUGAAGAACAUAAUGAAGAUCCUGAAAUAAAUCUAAGGCACGUCAUAUCUCACUCUGAAUAUACACAGUAUGAACACGAAAACUGUGAACAGAAGCCACAGAACUCCAAUUUUCUUACAAGUAUUGAAGGAUACACGGAAUCUCAGACUUCGAGUGGGCCUUCUGAGUGUGAGGUGUGUUUAAAAUCCUAUGGACUGUAUCACCUAACUUAUGCUGGACAUCACAACUAUGACUACAAGGAGUGUGAAGGAAGUCCUACUGUUCGGAAAUGUUAUGAAUGUAACCAGUGUGGUAAAACCUUGAGUUCUUUCAAUUCUCUUCAAAGACAUCAGAAAAUUCAUAUUGAAGAAAGACCAUAUAAGUGUCAACAGUGUAGUAAGGCCUUUAGAUGUCUUAAUGCCCUUCAGUCACAUGAAAGAAUUCACACUGGAGAAAAACCUUAUGAAUGUAAACACUGUGGUACAGCCUUUAGCAGACUUACUCACCUGCGAUUACAUGAAAAAGUUCAUACUGGAGAAAAACACUAUGAAUGUAAACAGUGUGAUAUAGUUUUCAAGUCUCAGAGUUCCUAUCAUAGACAUAAAAUAAUGCACGGAGAAACAUUUUAUAAUUGUAAAGAGUGUGGUAAAUCCUUCAUUUACCCCUCUUUACUUCAAAUGCAUGAAAGAACCCAUACAGGUGAAAAGCCCUUUGAGUGUAAGCUGUGUGGGAAAGCUUUUAGAUAUCAUUCUUCCAUACGAUUACAUGAAAGAACUCAUACGGGAGAAAAACCUUAUGAAUGUAAACAUUGUGGUAAAGCAUUUACACGUCAAAGUUACCUUCAGUUUCAUGAAAGAAGCCACACUGGAGAGAAACCUUAUGAAUGUAAAGAAUGUGGUAAAGCUUUUAGGCAUCACUCUUACCUUCGAUUACAUGAAAGAAGACAUACUGGAGAGAAACCAUACGAGUGCGUACAGUGUGGCAGAUCCUUUAGCCGGCAGAGUUCCUUUAAGAGGCAUCAGUCCGUCCAUGCUGUGGAAAACCCCUAUAAAUGUCAACAAUACCUAAUUCCUUUAUCCCUGUUUCCUUCAAAUGAAUGAAAGAACUUAAACUAGCACUAAACCUUCUGCAUGUGAACAAUGUGAUAAAAUGCUUAUCCUAAUUCACAUAAAAGACAUGUAAGAACUCAAAAUAGUGAUGAGUUCUUAAAAAAUGUAGUAUAGCCUUUGGGGUCACAGGACUAUAGUGCCCAUGAUAGUGUACCCUAUGGGGUCACAGGGACUAUAGAGCCCACCAUAUUGUACCCUACAGGGCCACAGGGACUAUAGGCCCCAUCGUAGUGUACCAUACAGGGUCACAGGGACUCUAGAGUCCACCACAGUGUACCCUAUGGGGUCACAGGGACUACAGAGCCCACCAUAGUGUACCCUACAGGGAGGGUCACAGGGACUAUAGGCCCUACCGUAGUGUACCCUACAGGGUCACAGGGACUAUAGUGCCCACCGUAGUGUACCCUACAGGCCCCCCCACCUGGAAGCAGUUACCAAAGAUGACAGCUUCAGCCUCCCAUAACAGUUUGGUACUCUCCAGAUGAUGUGUCUCAGGGAGGAGUAGUGCAGGAAGAAGGCCACAAAGGAAUGACUGUGAAUCACAGUGACUCAGCUCCAGAACCCAACAACCAAGAAAGGCCAGCACUUGGAUUUUGGGAACCAUCUUGAGGUUAUAGAAACUCUUCCAGAAAACAUAGGAAAUCAUUCCCUAUAAUUACUAGAAGGUAGGUCUGCCCUUUUAAUAAACUCUGCAUUUUUAAUGAAAACCUAUGGAUUCAGAGUUCUUAAGCAGCCUGCUUGAGUUCACUCCUGUCCUGUGGAUGUAUUCUGUGCUGUCAUUCUUAAGUUCAAUAAAUUUAUACAGACUCUCAAUAUUA